This is a messenger RNA of Prunus armeniaca (apricot), 1227 nucleotides long. The record is from the annotation of a GenBank genome assembly. Lineage: Eukaryota; Viridiplantae; Streptophyta; Magnoliopsida; Rosales; Rosaceae.
AUGGAGGACAAGCAUUCACGGCCUCAUGCUAUCAUGGUGCCUAUGCCUCUCCAAGGCCAUCUUCUCCCACAUACCCAUCUGGCCAUGAAGCUUGCAUCAAAUGGUUUCACCAUCACUUUUAUCAACACCCAACACAUUCACCACCAGAUAACCAAAUCCCAACCCAAUGACACUGAAGAUCAAGAUGACAUUCUUUGCCACAGCACGAAAGUCCGGCCUAGACAUACGCUACAAGACCUCCAAUCUGACCCCUCGGUCACUUGCUUGAUUGUUGAUACCUUCCACCCAUGGUCAGCAACCAUAGCCAACAAAUACAACCUUGUCAAUAUUUCCUUCUGGACUGAACCAGCUCUAGUCUUAAGCAUCUACUAUCACUUGGAUCUCCUCAGAGAACGUGGUCAUUAUGGUUCACAUGAUAAUCAAGAGGACACCAUCGAUUAUAUACCGGGGGUGCAGGCUAUAGAACCGAAGGACUUGAUGUCACACCUCCAAGAAGCUGAUAUAUCAACACCGAUGCACCGAGCCCUACACAAGGCAUUCCAUGAAGUGCAAAGGGCAGAUUUUAUUUUGUGUAAUACAGUACAAGAACUUGAAUCAAACACCCUUUCAGCCUUGCAAGAGAAGCAACCCACAUAUGCAGUUGGCCCUGUUUCCCCCAAUAACCCCACAAAAAGUAUUGUGGCUGCCAAUCUGAUGUCAGAAAUAGCUCAUGGGCUCUUGCUUAGUAAAGUGAGUUUCAUCUGGGUACUUCGCCCUAAUACUAUAAGUUAUGAUGAAACUUAUAUCCUACCUGUUGGAUUCGAGAAUGAGAUUAAAGAUAGAGGGUUGAUGGUGCCAUGGUGCUCUCAGAUUGAGGUGCUUUCACAUCCAGCAACAGGAGGGUUCUUGACUCAUUGUGGAUGGAACUCAAUACUUGAAAGUAUGUGGUGUGGUGUUCCCAUGCUGUGCUUCCCUCUGUGGACUGAUCAAGUGACCAAUAGGAAACUAGUCGUUGAUGAUUGGGGGAUUGGAUUAAAUCUCUGUGAUGGGGUGAAACCCAUCACAAGGGUGGAGGUAGCAGAGAAGAUCAACCGUCUGAUGAGUGGAAAAUUGGGUGAUGGAUUGCAGAAGCAGAGCAAGAAGGUUAAGCAAACAUUGGAGGAUGCAUUGGCUGUAAAUGGAUCAUCACAAAAGAAUUUAUCUCAAUUCAUUGGUGAUGUAAAGGCUGAAAUUCAAAAACGAGUGUGA